Messenger RNA from Stylonychia lemnae, 1026 nucleotides. Lineage: Eukaryota; Ciliophora; Spirotrichea; Sporadotrichida; Oxytrichidae. The record is from the annotation of a GenBank genome assembly.
AUGCCCAAAUAUUUAUCAGACCGAGGUAAUCUCGAUCCGAAUACUUAACGAGCUCUUCUUAAAAAAUAAAGGCCAUAAAAGAUCGGGUUAAAUGGAAGAAAAAGAUUUUCAAGAAGUUAUACAUUUUAAACUUCUUCAUCGAGUAGUGGGGGCAGUGGAGGUGCUUCAAAUGGAGACUCAAUCACCAUUAUUGAGCCUAAUAAGCUUAGCAGCAACAUUUUAUAUUAAAUAGUUGAUUCCGAUUAAAAAUUUAUCCAAAAACAAAGAAAAAGAAAUAGCUUGGAUUUUAGACAAUAAUAUCCUAAUCAAUCGACGACAAUGAUUAUAGAUAUAAGCUUUAAUCAGCAACAAGAAAAUAUAGAUUUGUCAAAUAUUUUCAAAGACUACAAGAAACCUAUUGGGAUAAGAUCAGACAAAAACUUAAUAAUUGAAAAAAAGAUGUUUCAGGAGACUAGAAGUGAUUUCAUCGAAUAAUCAAGGAGAUCAAUAAUUUGUUCAGAACUAAAUGAAAAAUAACUAAUUAGAACCUAAUCACUUAAAUCUAGUUCCAAUUCUAAGAGGUUUAAAAAUGGACUUAGUUCCCCAAAGGCUGAGACAAGGACAUCAUCUAAUAUAGUAUUAAUAAGUUCAUGCUUGCAAAAUAUUUAAGUACUGGAGAAGUAGGACCCAUGCUUUCAAUCGCAUUACAAGCAUUAUUUCUAAGGUGGAGAUACCACGCCUAAAUUAGCCUUGCAUAAAAAAACUAACAGUUUUAACAAUUCUUAAAAAUCAAGUCAUAGAAGUCUUUCUUUUUCUUAGCAGGAGAUAGGAUCACCAAUUAAUAGUCAACAUUUGCAUUAGUCUGAGAUAGACAAAGAAUCUGCAAUCUCAUAAUAUGAUAACAUGUCUUCGACAAUUAAAAAAGAGGAAGUAGAUUUGAAGGUGCUUUGCAAUUUAAUGGCGAAUUGCUUCGUAAAUGUCUUUACUCUCAAUAAAAGAAGGUAUUAUUUUCGUUUAACCCAAUUUAUAGUAUAAGAUAAAAUGUGA